AAGCCAUUUGGACCUCGCGGCCUCGUUCGGUCAGCGCGGAACCCACCGAGUGAGCACCAUGCCGGCUCCCUGGAACUCGAACCAGCGGCCCCGAGGCGAGAUGGCCAGGGACGAGCUCGAAGAUGUACCGGACGCGGAGAUGGGCCAACGAUACCGGAAGUUUCCCAGCGACUCUCUGCAAAGCCACAUCUCCGAGCCCCAGAAAGCACCAAAGAAGCGCCUCGUCUUUCACUACCGAACCCUCAGCCCGGAGACCUCCUAUUUCCUGGAGAUCUGGGACGGCAUUUUCCUGCUGGUGCUGGCCGCUGUGUCUGUGAUCACGCCCUUGGAAGUGGCCUUCGACCUGGCCAGACACGAAGAGUCCUCCAUGGUGAUCUGGGCUAUCGACGCCGCCUUUCUGUUUGACAUGAUCCUCCAGUUUUUCACCGCCUACUUCGAUACUGCACGAAGCCGCUACGUGCGAGACGUCAGGAGCAUCGCCUGGCGAUAUUUGACGGGUUGGUUCGUCAUCGACCUGGCCACGACCUUUCCGUACCAACUCUUCGGGGAGCUGCAGCACUUGCGGGUCCUCCGGCUCCUGCGGCUGCACAGCGCCAUCCAAAUCUGCCGCCGGCGCCAGGCGAACGUAGGUAUCAGUUUUGCCCUCCUCUCCCUCAUCAAGUUCCUGGUGGUGCUCUCCUUCAACUGCCAUUGGAUGGCUUGCCUUUGGGGCCACAUCGCCUGGUGCCACCGCGAAGGCAGCUGGCUGGAAGCACUGGAAGCGUCCAAAGGAGGGGAUCCCAGGCUCUACACGGAGUGGCCGGGGGUCUACACCAUCUCCGUGUACUGGGCCAUCAUGACACUCACGAGCAUCGGAUAUGGCGACAUCACCCCCCAGAACCAGUACGAGUACGUGGUGGCCUCGGUGUGCAUGGCCUUCAUGGCCGCCAUGUGGGCCGUGGUCAUCGGCCAGAUGUGCGGGGUGCUGGCGACGCUGCUGCCGCACGACGUGGCGUUCAAGCGCACCAUGGAUGAUCUCAACUGGCUGCUGAAGGACCGCCAGAUGCCCAUGCCCAUCCGCACCAAGCUCCGGCGCUACUUCUACGAGUCCAGGAGCCUCACCCGCUUGCACGAGCAAAAGCAGAUCAUCGCGCAGAUGUCGCCCAUGCUCCAAGGCGAGGUGUCGACCCAGCUCCUGGGGAACUGGAUCGAGAAGGUUGGGUACCUCAACAACCUGGACUGUGAAGUCUUAGUCCAGGUGGCGCGGAAGCUGAAGGCCCAACUCUUUGCGCCCAAGGAGGCCAUCGACAACGACCGCGCUCUCUUCGUGGUGCGGCGUGGGGUUUGCAUGCGCGGUGGCCGCGUUUUGAUCGCCGGAGAUGUGUGGGGCAAGGACAUGAUCUUGUCGAACCCGCUGCUGCGGGAGGCCACUUCCGUCCGGUGCCUCAGCUACUUGGAGGUGCUGACCCUGCGCUUCGUGGACCUGCAAGACUGCGUAAGUCGAUCUUCGCAGGGCCGCGCGCUGGUGCGGUGGUGGCAGAUCAGAUUGGCGCUGCAGCACGCGAUGCAGCGCAUCUCCCGGGCGGUGCGCCAGAUGGAACGACGCGAGGGCAGCUUUGCGGACAUGCCAGCGGACACGCAGAAAAAGGUGGUGCUGAAUGUGCUCCAUGGCCACAGCCCUCUCGCGGAGCUGCCUUCAGAGGAGACCUGCUCCAAUGCCUCCGCCGGUCUCGCGGGCAAUCAGCUGGAGGAGAUCAAAUCCUCCAUCCUGGCCUUGACGCAGACCGUGGAGUCCCUGCAGCAGACAGUGCUCGACAUGGCCGAGUGAGGUGGCUUUCCGCCUGAAUCGCUGCUUUUAAGCGUUUUGGGUUUCCCUGUUCGGUCCCCCCAAGCUGGUAAAGGCUCCAAUAGUGAUCGCCUCUUGCUUUCAGGCCCC
Molecule: messenger RNA, 1915 nt
Organism: Effrenium voratum
Lineage: Eukaryota; Dinophyceae; Suessiales; Symbiodiniaceae
Source: the annotation of a GenBank genome assembly